CGCAUGCGUCAAAUUGAAUAAGUGGCGGGGACGCGACAACAGUUGAAGUGUGAUAGUGCUUGCCAACAAUUAGCGUUUAAGUUUUAAAAUGGUUGAAGGUCCUGGGUGUACAUUAAACGGCGAGAAGAUACGUUCGAGGAUCCAGAAAGGACAAAGAGUGAAAGAGAUGCGGGGCAAUAUGUUCACAACGAAGGGAGUCGAGCAGGAAAGAAACAACGCCAUCCAAAGGCUGAAAGGGUCUCAAUACACCGGCGUAGAUACCCUGGGGAAAGAGCUAUUGUAUUUUGGCUCUAAUGCGUUGAGAGUACACUUUGGCAUGAACGGCUCUAUGCGAAUCAACACCCCAGAGAGGAACCAUGGCGGUGGCAGAGGGAGCUCCGUCCCUGUGCUUGAAAUCCACCUGGCCAACGACAUUGUACGCUUCUUCGACAGCACGGUGGAAUUGAGGUUGAGUGACGACUGUAAUCAGCGUGUGCGAGCCCUUCAGUCCUUGGACGUGUGUUCGCCGGCAUUCAUCCACUCACGCUCAGCCGAAGCAGUGAGACGCCAUCUUGGCAGGAUGCUCUGUGACGUCCUUCUCGACCAGGCCGUCAUGCCGGGGGUGGGCAACAUCAUUAAAAACGAAGCUCUUUUCGACGCGGGCCUACACCCGGCUGUGAAGGUGGAGCAGCUGUCGGACGAGCAGCUUCACCAUUUGGUAAAGAUGACGCGCGAUUUCACUCUUCUCUUUUACAAGUGUCGCAAGUCUGGCUCUGCGCUAUGCACACACUACAAAGUCUACAAGCGUUCCCGGUGCGGCCGCUGCUCCGGCACCAUCACUGUCUGUCGUCUCGGUGACAAUGCCAGGAUGACGUACUUCUGUGACCGCUGUCAAGGGCGUGACACCGGCAGCAUUCACAUCAGUCAACUUCCUGUCAGGAACACCCUGAUUGCCUGGGCAAGCAGUGGGGGAGCAGCCAAUGAGAAUGUGGCAAAGAGGGAGGAAGAGGACUGGGCGUGUCACCUAUGCACCCUCCUCAACCAGUCUGCUGCCAAAAGCUGUGACGCCUGCCUCACGCCCAGAGCUCCGGUCCACAAAGAGGGCACCUCCGCGCCCUCCUCCACCGAUCUGGUGCGGUAUCCCUGCACUGCCUUCACAAAACCCCAAGAGGAGCGCAAACUGAACUGGCGCUCCGCUUUCGGGACAGCCACCUUGCUUUUCUCCGACUUGAGCAAGGCGUCUGAGCUGUCUCGUGGGGGAACGCUGGCCUCAUCCAGUCAGCCGUGCAAGAAAAUGAGAAUUGAUGCUGGUCCCUCUAACAAGAUGGGUGCACACACAACUGCAGAGAUGGAACGGGGCCAGUCCAGCCCAUCCGUCCCCCCCUUGUGUGCAUCCCACGGUCGCCCAACUCUCCUGCGAGUGGUCCACAAGGACGGUGAGAAUAAAGGACGACUGUUUUACACCUGUUCACAGCCCCGGGAGGCAAAGUGCAACUUCUUUGAGUGGGCUGACUUACACUUUCCCUCCUGUCACCAUGGAAAGCGGUGCGUGAUGAGGACUGUGCUCAAGCUGGGCCCCAACAACGGCCGCAAUUUCUACACUUGCGGCUUCCGAAAGGGUAAACAGUGCGAUUAUUUCCAGUGGGCGGAGGGCGGACCUGGCGUUUCUAUCCUGCCAGGCUGUUAGUGUCAAUUUAGGACCAAAAUGAGGUUUGAAUGACGAAAACCCCCACAUUCAAGUUCUCAUACAAGACUUUAAAAAUGGAAUCUAUGGAUAAUACUGCAUUUAACUUAUUCCUGUCAAUCAUGGGUGGUGUGUAUUGUGUAUAUUUCAUCUGUCUAUUAUGAGUUAUAAAGUUUUUACAUAUAAAUAUAUAUUAAAGACACCAAACAAAGUCUUA
Hippocampus comes (tiger tail seahorse) is the source of this 1880-nucleotide messenger RNA. RefSeq names its product nei-like DNA glycosylase 3 (gene neil3). Gene Ontology annotation, biological process: base-excision repair. The transcript is spliced from 10 exons. Gene Ontology annotation, molecular function: DNA N-glycosylase activity; DNA-(apurinic or apyrimidinic site) endonuclease activity; damaged DNA binding. The record is from RefSeq and is a predicted model, not a curated record. Gene Ontology annotation, cellular component: nucleus. Bases 89 to 1666 code for a protein of 525 amino acids. Lineage: Eukaryota; Metazoa; Chordata; Actinopteri; Syngnathiformes; Syngnathidae.